AUGAGUGCGACUACCACAUCUGCGCCGUUUUCCAAGGCUGUUGUGAGAGCCAUACGGAAAUUAUAUCCACGAGAGCUCGCGGAUAACUCUUGGGAUAACACCGGCUUGCUGUUGGAAGCGCCUUUCAACUCCUCUCGUCGCCAGUCGAACACCGUCCUCCUCACCAUUGAUCUUACAAAAGCCGUCGCCGAUGAGGCAAUUGCGCUCAACUCUUCGAUAAUCAUCGCAUACCAUCCGAUUAUAUUUAGAGGCUUGAAGUCUUUGACACUUGCCGACACACAACAGCAAUCACUGUUACGGCUCGCUAGCCAUGGCAUCAGCGUGUACAGCCCACACACAGCUUUUGACUCAGCACCAGGAGGGCUUGGAGAUUGGCUAGCAGACAUUGUUACGGGGACGAAGAUAGGAAGUGACUUGCCGAGUCCAGUUGUGCAAGCGGAGUCUCCAGGUCCUAGGAAUGAAGAGAACAACGAUGACCCCUUCGUCGAGAAGAAGCGCCCAAUUUUCACCUUGAAUCACCACCCCAGCCAACCUCUCCUACGCUUUGGCAUACCUUCCCCCACCGACCCGGUCACUGCCCCGCAUGAGCGUUCAGCCAUCAAACCGCAAUCGCCAGAACUCCCAUCGCAUCCCAAUGCAGGCAUGGGUCGCAUUGUAAAGUUCAAAGACCCGCAGCCACUUCCAAUGCUGCUCGAUCGUAUCGGAAAGGGACUUCACAACCCCAAGGGUUUCCCAAUAGCCAUACCGCAAGGCAAAUCAAUCGCCGACAUUGAGGUUCGCAGCGUGGGCAUCUGCGCAGGCUCAGGCUCAACCUUGCUCAGCGGCCUAGACGUUGAUCUACUGUUCACGGGCGAGAUGGAUCAUCACGCAGCGCUUGCGGCGAUCGAACAGGGACGAGUCGUCAUCAGUUUGUUCCACAGUAACUCUGAGCGCGGCUUCCUAUCAGAGGUGCUACUAAGCCAGCUAGAAGAUGCUGUACAAGAGGAGUGGACAAAGGUCAGAGAAGAGGAGAAGGACAAUGAGCAGCUCAAGGAGGCAUUGGAGGAGUAUGAUUUCGAUAUUGUGGUCAGCGAGACUGACAGGGAUCCGUAUGGCAUUGUGGUGCUGAAAAGCGAAGCUUAG
Molecule: messenger RNA, 1122 nt
Organism: Pyrenophora tritici-repentis Pt-1C-BFP
Lineage: Eukaryota; Fungi; Ascomycota; Dothideomycetes; Pleosporales; Pleosporaceae
Product: NGG1p interacting factor 3
Cellular component (GO): mitochondrion; cytoplasm
Source: RefSeq, a predicted model, not a curated record